AUGCUUCCUGAAGGCAGCCAAGCUCACAACCAUGUCCGGCAUGUCCUAAAUAAUGUGGCUGGCCUUGGUGGUGGUCCUACAGUAAAUGAGCAUGCAAACAAUGGGUAUGAGACUGAACUAGCAGCUGCUGCAACCCCAAGCACAAGUGCAGCACCCGUAAGUACACCGACCCGUGGUCAUCGUGCUACUACAAGCCCAAGUACAAGCGCAGCUAGGGGUCGUCUUCGGCCUGCUACAGCAACCCCAAGCACAAGUGCAGUCAGGGGCCGUGGUCGGCGUGCAACAACCCCUCGGGUUGUAACUACUCUUGAGAUGCCUCCACCCAUCCCGCAGGCAUCUCCUCAGCCUGAGGAUUUAGGGCCUUGUACAAUCAGGUACAAUCAGGCUAGAAUGUGUUGUAUUAGAAUUCAAGUUUCUGUGGGGAUUCUUUACAGGAUUGAGCAUUCUGCUGUUAACCUGGCAGAAUCUAUUCAGCAUGGUGGAUUACCAGCACCUGGCUCUGUUGCACCGUCAAUAUUAGAGACUGGAAAAGCUUUUACAGCAAAGGGAAUGCAAGUGCUUGAACUUGUAGGCAAGGAGACUAUUGAUCUACUAAUUACUGAAACUGGUAUUGAAGUUGAGAAGAAUUCAAAAGAAACUGAACAACAAACUGAUGAGGAUCAGUUGUACGAGGAAGUGACAUUUGAUCGAUGCUUCUACAUAUAUGGAGGUCCAGAACAGUUGGAGGAGCUGGAGGCAUUGUCUAACCAUCAUGGCCUGUUAUGUAAUCGAAGAAAAGCAAAAUUAUCAUCGGAACAGAGACCUGCAUUUGAUGGGAAGCUUAAACAGGUCCAGCAAAUUUUUAGUUUGAGUACUGAAAUGGAUGGAAAUGGUGUAGAGACAGACAAAGGGAAGAAAGUAGAGACUGGGGCUGAGGGAAGUGAUGAUGAGAUGAAGAAAUUACACGACUCAAGUGUUAGCACGGCUGCUGACAUGGCUGUGGGGUUCACUAAUGCAUUAGCAGGAGUAGCUGUUAAUGAUAUGAUCCAAAGGACUGCUGGCAGAAUAGACUCGCUUCACUCAGAGGGAGUUCAUAGACUCUCAGAAAUGUGCUGUUUUGCUGUUUCUCAACUGUUGAUGCUUGGUAAAUCCAUUCUUUCUAAUGCUAGCAAAGUUCAGGAUGAAGUUGCUGAUGAGGAUAUUGCCAAAAUUGACUGGCCUGAGGAUUCUGUUGAAAAAGCUAAGAUAAUCAGAACAAAGGCACAGUCAAUGACAGGAUAUGUGGAAGCUGUUUCCAACAGCUUUAUUACAGGUUGGUUGUCUAGCACUUCAUCUCUUUAG
This is a messenger RNA of Quercus lobata, 1320 nucleotides long. RefSeq lists its product as uncharacterized. The transcript has 7 exons. NCBI's taxonomy places the organism in Eukaryota, Viridiplantae, Streptophyta, Magnoliopsida, Fagales, Fagaceae. The record is from RefSeq and is a predicted model, not a curated record. Bases 1 to 1320 code for a protein of 439 amino acids.